Molecule: messenger RNA, 3597 nt
Organism: Toxotes jaculatrix (banded archerfish)
Lineage: Eukaryota; Metazoa; Chordata; Actinopteri; Toxotidae
Product: flavin-containing monooxygenase 5-like
Exons: 10
Coding region: 1266-2936 (556 amino acids)
Molecular function (GO): N,N-dimethylaniline monooxygenase activity; NADP binding; flavin adenine dinucleotide binding
Source: RefSeq, a predicted model, not a curated record
GAAAUUCAUACUAAAUUCAUUUCAGCUGUGAUCAGUCUUUUAACACUUGUACAUGUAUCUGUAUGCAAUUUUCACACUACCAGCCCAGCUCCUGAAAUGGACAAUAUACUAAGAUAGAUGAUAACACCAUAUCAGGGUUUCAAAAGCCAGCUGAUGAUAUUACUAUGCUAAAAGCUAAUAAACAGCAUAUGGCAUUGAGCGAUUGCUAGGAUCCCAGUCUGGGAUCUCACACUAGGCGUUAGCCAGCUAUUAAUCUACAGCUUUCAUUCAGACUUCAAUAAUUUAAGCAGAUGGAUUGUCUUUGUUUCUCCAUGCAUAGUGUUGGGAUCGUAUGAUUGCAGAGACACCGUCUGUGGGUAUAUCACAGUGACACGUACUCUGCAUUGCGUCUACAAUGAUGGAUAUCAGAGUUUAUGGUGCAUUACCUCUGCUUUUGUGUUGUUUUUAAUUUUCAUAUAUAUUUUAAAUAAUGCAAUUUAAACAAAAAGUUUGGGUGAAAUAAUUAGUCAUGUUUUUAAAAUAAGUAUUCAGGCUAUGUUUGCAAUAUUGGAACAUGAAGAUCCUUUGUCUUUUCACAUCAAUCAUGUAGAGCUACAUUACCAUUUUUUGUUUAGUAUUUCAAAUUUUUUAUAUUGAUAUAAUUGAGUUUACAUUUGUUGUUAAUUCAUAUGUAACUUGCAUUAUCUUGAUGCUUCCUACGGUACCUAUAGAAUACAUGGCUACAUUACCACAUACUAUAUGUUUUUGAUGAAAAAAAAAAUACUUUAAUAAAAAUACUGAUUUGGCCUCCAAGGAAAAGCAUUGAUGUGUUUUUAUAACGUAAACGGUAAAAGGAAAAAAAAAGGUUUUCCAAGAACAACUGCUUCCAGAUGAGAUGAGGUAGAUUAUGAAUUACAUACCAUUCGUGUUGCCGGGUUUGUGAUACAGUGUUCUGAGAUUAAUAUAAGACUAGCAAAGCCACUCUAAUGUCAUCAGUAAGGCAUUGCAUUAAAGGAAAAAUUAAAAAAAAUAAAAAUAAAAAAAAAGUGUUUGCCAUAGAUCACAGGUUUUGUAUUAGUAAAUAGCUGAAAGUCUGUGUAUUCAUCUCUAGGGACCUGUGGGUGUGUGCAGUAGGUUUUUCUGGCAGGUUUUUCUGGCAGGUUAUUCAUUCAUUUGCGUGACUGUACUAAAGGUAAGGUUACUGGUGAAUUUGCACUGUGACUGUCAGGCCCCUAACCUGUGCAACACUGCAUUUUGUUUUUCUGUCAUCACAUCAGAGCUGCAGUAUGACUCGUCGUGUGGCAGUGGUUGGAGGAGGCAGUUCAGGUCUGGUCUGCAUCAAGUCCUGUCUGGACGAGGGGCUGGAGCCCGUCUGCUUUGAAAGCAGUGACGACAUUGGAGGUCUGUGGAGGUUUAAGGAGAAUCCUGAGUCAGACAGGGCCAGCAUCUACCACUCUGUCAUCAUCAAUACGUCCAAGGAGAUGAUGUGUUUCAGUGACUUUCCAAUCCCUGGUCACUUCCCAAACUUCAUGCACAACUCCCUCAUCAUGGACUACUUUCGGAUGUAUGCCGAUCACUUCCAGCUCCUCAAGCACAUACGCUUCAACACCAAAGUCUUGCAGCUGAAGCAGAGAUCAGAUUUUUCUCGCUCAGGCCAGUGGGAUGUUGAAACAGAGGACAAGGACGGUAAAAGGGAGAAACACAUUUUUGAUGCGGUGAUGAUCUGUAUUGGACAUCACUGCCACCCCCACCUGCCUCUCCAUGACUUCCCAGGCAUUGACACUUUCACGGGGAGGUAUUUCCACAGUCGAGACUACAAGACUCCUGAGGAGUGGAGGGAUAAAAAGGCCGUAGUGAUUGGAAUAGGAAACUCUGGAGGAGACAUAGCAGUGGAGCUGAGCAGAGUCACCAAACAGGUAUAUCUAAGCACGCGGAGAGGAGCCUGGAUCCUAAACCGGGUUUCAGACAAUGGUCUUCCUCGUGAUAUGCUCACCACCAGGGCAGUGACUGUUGCGCGCAAAAUCCUUCCCUUUGGAUUAUCAUGCAGUGUGGUGGAGAGGCGACUCAACCAAAGAUUUAAUCACAGUCUGUACAACUUGAAGCCAAAACACAGGUUGUUCAGUCAGCAUCCCACAGUGAAUGAUGAGCUUCCCAACCGCAUCCUCUCUGGAACGGUUCAGGUGAAACCCAACAUCUGCAGAAUUCAAGGGUCCAGAGUGGAGUUUGAUGACGGGAGUGUAGAGGAAGAUAUUGACCUGGUGGUGUUUGCCACAGGUUACAGGUUUUCCUUUCCAUUCCUGGCCUCACAUGUGGUCUCAGUGUCUGAGAACAAAGCAUCUCUGUACAAGUAUGUGUUUCCUCCUGAGUUGGAGCGUCCUACACUGGCUAUCAUUGGUCUAGUGCAGCCACUGGGAGCCAUCAUGCCCAUCUCUGAGAUGCAGGCCAGAUGGGCCACACGUGUCUUUAAAGGUUGCAUCAAACUUCCCUCAGCGGCUGCCAUGAUGAAAGACAUCUGCUACAAGAGGGAAACCAUGGCUAAAAGGUAUGUCACCAGUCAGAGACACACCAUCCAAGUCGAUUACAUCAGCUACAUGGAUGAGAUAGCAGAGCUGGUGGGGGUUCGACCCAGCAUCAUGAGGUUGCUGCUGACCGAUCCCAGACUGGGACUAAACAUGAUGCUCGGCCCCGGUACCCCGUACCAGUAUCGUCUGAGAGGGCCGGGAAAGUGGGCUGGGGCCCGACAGGCCAUCCUCACUCAGUGGGAGAGAGUGGCUCAGCCCAUGCAGACCAGGCCCUGUGAUGAGCCCAAACCCAAGAGAUCAUUUAAGUGGCCUCUGAUUCUGUUGGCUGCUGCCGUGGUAUUGGCCGCGUAUGUUCACAGAAUCAACCUUCCAGCUUUCCUACAGGAUCCCACUGCACUGUUAGACAAGAUAAAAGUCAACCUGCCUGCACAGUGAUGCCCAUUUAAUAUUUAAUUCAUUUCUGAUGUGAUAAUGACCGUAGAGAUUCGCUGCUUAUAAUAAUUAACAUAGUGAUCAUAGACAGUGCACAUAUAAGGAAAGCAUUAUUUAGAUAAUUUACUAAUGUAACAGUAAAAUUCAAAUUUAAAUUUAAUUGAUUAAAAUACCUAAAAACUGUACUCAGGAACUGUAUAUCUAUGUAAUAUUUUUACACCUCGGUCAGUUCCUAUUAAGUUACUCCAUAUCUGAACUGGCACUUCAAAUGAAGAUAAUGUACAUUGGUCAAUGAUGCCACCUAAUGGCAGCUUCAGAGCUUACCUGAUGUUUGGCUUGAAAAACACGUCAUGAAACCUUGUGCUGUAUAGUCCUCUGUGUCUCACUGCAUCAUACAUGAAUCAUGUGAGGCCUCCCUCUAGGAUGUCUUUGUAUCUUGUGAAAAGACAACACUUUCGACUGUUUGACUCUUUGUAAGGAUGACACUGUACAGUGUGGUAAUGGUUGCCCAUAAAUUUGAAGAAUCAAGACAUAAAAUUACUUUUGUGAAUUUUAUUUUCUUUUUUCGCUCAAAUACAGAAUGAGAGACACUGACACAAGAUGCUAGUUCUGUCAGUUUUUCUCACCAUUAUCAAUAAGUUAACAGUUUGAUUUGUUUAUUAUU